Molecule: messenger RNA, 721 nt
Organism: Mizuhopecten yessoensis (Yesso scallop)
Lineage: Eukaryota; Metazoa; Mollusca; Bivalvia; Pectinida; Pectinidae
Product: mediator of RNA polymerase II transcription subunit 31-like
Exons: 5
Coding region: 10-453 (147 amino acids)
Biological process (GO): regulation of transcription by RNA polymerase II
Cellular component (GO): mediator complex; core mediator complex
Molecular function (GO): transcription coregulator activity
Source: RefSeq, a predicted model, not a curated record
UAUAUAGCAAUGGCGGCCAGUAGACAAAGCUCGCUUGCUGGACCAGAUGUAGAUGAGCAGAAAACCAGGUUUCAAGCCGAGUUGGAGUUUGUUCAGUGUCUGGCUAAUCCAAAUUACCUGACCUUUUUAGCACAGAGAGGGUUUUUCAAACAAGAAGAGUUUAUCAACUAUCUGAAAUAUUUACAGUACUGGAAAGAGCCAAAAUAUGCAAAAUUCUUGAAAUAUCCCCAGUGCCUGCACUUCCUGGAGCUGCUGCAGUAUGAAUAUUUUAGGAAGGAGCUUGUCAAUACUCAAUGUGCCAAGUUUAUUGAUGACCAACAGCUGUUACACUGGCAACAUUACCAGAGGAAGCGCAUGAGUCUGCUGCAGGCAGAACUGGAACAGCAGCAGGCCUCACAACAGACAGCACAGACAACGCCCGCACCAACACAACACAAGGACAAGUCUAGCUAGUGUAAUACAACACUGAACCCACAACACAAGGACAAGUCUAGCUAGUGGAAUACAACACUGGUCUAGCUAUAUAGUGUUAUAUAACACAGAAUCCACAAUACAAGGACAAGUCUAGCUAGUGUAAUACAACAACGUUCUAACUAUAUAGUUUUAUACAACACAGGACCCACAACACAAGGACAAGUCUAGCUAGUGUAAUACAACAAAGGACCCACAACACAAGCUCAAGUCUAGCUAGUGUAAUACAAUACAGUACCCACAACACAAG